AUGCCACAGCAGGACUCUGCGGGUCUCAGUGGAAAUAUGUGCGCCCAGGGUCCAUCCAACUCGGCAUACAACGCCAACACAGUACCGGUCAUCUUACAAACUGACAACAGGGAUCGAUGGAGCAAAAAAAUGGAUUUUCUUUUAUCUGUCAUUGGUUUCGCGGUGGAUCUAGGAAACGUCUGGAGAUUUCCUUACAUAUGCUAUCAAAAUGGUGGUGGUGCAUUUCUGAUCCCCUACAUCCUGAUGGCGAUCUUUGGUGGCGUUCCUCUCUUCUAUAUGGAGCUAGCGCUGGGCCAGUUCCACAGGACAGGGGCCAUAUCCAUAUGGACACACAUCUGCCCCAUAUUUAAAGGUAUAGGCUUUGCCAUCUGCAUCAUUGCGCUGUACGUGUCGUUCUACUACAACACCAUCAUCGCCUGGGCCCUCUUCUACUUCUACUCCUCCUUCACCUCCACUCUGCCCUGGAACAGCUGCAACAACCCCUGGAACACGGAGAACUGCACCGACUACUUCAAGAACGCCGUCAACUGGACCAACUACUCGCGCUCGCCUGCUGAGGAGUUCUACACGCGGAAUGUUCUGGAGAUCCAGAACUCUGACGGGCUCCGGAAUGUGGGGGGAAUCCGCUGGCAGCUGACACUCUGCCUCUUCCUCAUCUUCACCAUUGUCUACUUCAGUCUCUGGAAGGGAGUCAAGACCUCGGGAAAGGUGGUGUGGGUGACGGCCACUCUGCCGUAUGUGGUGCUGUUCAUCUUGCUGGUGCGAGGGGCCACCCUGCCAGGGGCGUGGAAGGGCGUGGUAUUCUACCUGAAGCCCAAAUGGGAAAAACUGCUGGAGACUAGCGUCUGGGUGGAUGCAGCGGCUCAGAUCUUCUUCUCGUUGGGGCCGGGAUUCGGGGUGCUCCUGGCCCUCUCCAGUUACAACCCAUUCACUAACAACUGCUACAGAGAUGCCAUAGUGACCAGCCUGGUGAACUGCUUGACCAGUUUCGUCUCGGGGUUCGUGAUCUUCACUGUAUUGGGUUACAUGGCGGAGAAGAGGGGCGUCAAAGUGGAGGAUGUCGCAAAAGACUCAGGGCCAAGUUUGCUUUUCAUAACGUACCCAGAAGCCAUUGCAAACAUGCCAGGCGCAACGUUUUUUGCCAUCAUGUUUUUCAUGAUGAUGAUUACACUUGGUCUGGACAGCACGUUUGGAGGGUUGGAGGCCAUCAUUACAGCUGUGAUGGAUGAGUACCCAAACUACCUGUCCCAUCGGAGAGAGCUUUUCGUUCUCUGCCUUGUUGUGGUGUGCUUUUUGGGCUCUCUCAGUACCCUUACACACGGAGGUGCCUAUGUGGUCAAGCUUCUGGAGGAGUUUGGUGUGGGCUGUUCCAUCAUCGCUGUAGGCUUCCUGGAGGCCAUUGCGGUAUCCUGGUUCUAUGGUAUCCAGAGGUUCAGCAAUGACAUCAAGGCCAUGUUGGGCUAUACUCCUGGCCUCUUCUGGAAGGUUUGCUGGGUGGCCAUCAGCCCAGCCUUCCUAGCUUACAUCAUAGGCAGCUCCCUGCUGAACCCCCAGCCCCUGACCCUCUUCGACUACAAGUACCCUCCCUGGACCAUCAGAGUGGGCUACCUCGUUGGAGCCUCUUCCUUUAUGUGGAUCCCUAUUUACAUGGUGUACAAGAUGGUGUGGACACCCGGCUCUCUCAAACAGCGACUCGCGGUGUGUUUGAAGCCAGAGAGGACGUUACCAGACCUCCACACAGACGGCCUCGGCAUGGCUCCUGUCCCAUAAUCCUUUGCUUCGGCACUGAGCUGGCAGCGUCAGACAUUAUCCUGGGUCUCCA
Molecule: messenger RNA, 1822 nt
Organism: Engraulis encrasicolus (European anchovy)
Lineage: Eukaryota; Metazoa; Chordata; Actinopteri; Clupeiformes; Engraulidae
Gene: slc6a4b
Product: solute carrier family 6 member 4b
Exons: 13
Coding region: 1-1770 (589 amino acids)
Biological process (GO): sodium ion transmembrane transport; serotonin uptake
Cellular component (GO): neuron projection; plasma membrane
Molecular function (GO): serotonin binding; serotonin:sodium:chloride symporter activity
Source: RefSeq, a predicted model, not a curated record